AUGACGGAGCCAGGAAACACCAGACAGCAUGUCACCCCCUCUACUUCUCCCACCAACACGUCCGGUAUCCCGGGUCCGGUCACAGCAGCUCGCCGUCAUGGUAACCUGGAGACCAUUCGCAAACAGCCCGGAUGGAAGAACUUCCCAGACUGUAUCCCGUUGCCCAUGCGAACAACGAAGAGCGGCAAGGUGACAGAGUUCGGCAACACAAAGCUACGCAUCAUCGAGCGCAUAGCUAUCCAUACAAACUUCAACGACGCGCUGACCUGGCUGAGAGCGGUCACUGAAGACGGAAGUAGACUUCUUAGUCUCAAAGAUCUUGAACAAUGUGCUGCCCACUUCGACACGAGCAAAAAGUCGCAGUCGAGAGAUAGGGGGUCCAGUUCAGCGCCGCCGAGCACAGUGGUCAGUCAUGCGGACGACGAGGAGCCGAGCUAUCACUCCAUGACACAGCCUCUCGACACAUGGAACAACUUCUCGCUGGACCAAGACACAAUGUCUGGACACACCGGACACCCACUACAGCCACUUAAGCGACCGAGUCCGGAGAGCUUUGCAAGCAUGUCAGUGUCACCAGUAGAGCCGAAGCGACCGCGGAUGGACACCUUCUUCGACCCACAUUCAACAGACUUCAUGUUCAACGUGUCAGAACAGGAUCUGAACAGCACGACGAACCUGGGCUUCUCUACCUAUCAGCAGCACAACGACCCCUCAUUGAGGGUCCCAACUCCUAAUCUACCACCUCAAUCACCGUCACAGAAUCCCGCAAGGGCGCUGCUGAGCAUCCACUCACACGCUGGAAGUAUAUUCUCCAACCUCAACACCGCGUUCGACGACCUACUUGCAAGGGUAGACGACCAACAACAGCUCGUAAAAGCCGCCCUUGACCAGUUACGCAUGGCCACAAGUGGUUUGGGCGUCGUGUCGAGCGGCGCGAACGGCGCAAAUGAGAAGGAACUUGAGACAGGUCUAAGAACCGCACAAAGAGCCGAAGUACGGGCUCGUCAAGACUUGCAGCAAGCGAGGUCGGCAAGAGAUGUGAUCGAUAUUCAAUACGGCCACAUCGGAACUUCGUUGUCGCGAGCGCUGGUGGAGACAGUACGUGCUGAGUUUACACGUGCAGAGGCUACCAUGACACGAGCGCAGGCGGACGUGGAAUCAGCUAGGCAUAGGCUCAACAAUGCGAACAACCGAGAGCAGGCUCUGAGGAGGACCAAGGAAGUGGCCGAGGUCGGCAUUGAUCAAUUGCAGCGCCAAACGCGAUUUUGGUUGAAAAGAUUGGCGGAGGCAGGCGUUAAACUGACAGAUCAAUUGGGCACCUUGCAAGGAAGAGACACUGGCCAGACGUCGUCGCAGCGGUGA
Molecule: messenger RNA, 1362 nt
Organism: Aureobasidium subglaciale EXF-2481
Lineage: Eukaryota; Fungi; Ascomycota; Dothideomycetes; Dothideales; Saccotheciaceae
Exons: 1
Coding region: 1-1362 (453 amino acids)
Source: RefSeq, a predicted model, not a curated record